This is a messenger RNA of Lactuca sativa (garden lettuce), 744 nucleotides long. RefSeq lists its product as uncharacterized. The record is from RefSeq and is a predicted model, not a curated record. Lineage: Eukaryota; Viridiplantae; Streptophyta; Magnoliopsida; Asterales; Asteraceae.
AUGAUCUCUUUUGCAAAAGAAAUUAUAGUGCCAACAACUUCUAGUGCAACUGAAAAUACCUCGGAACGCCAUAGAAGGCUAAAAGCUAUAUUUCCCGGAGCAAUAGGUGCGUUAGAUGGUACUCUUGUACAUGCAGUUGUGCCGGCUGAUCAACAAACUCGUUAUAGGGGAAGAGGAAAAGGUGAGUGUUAUCUAAAUGUAUUGGGAAUUUGUGAUUUUGAUAUGAUAUUCACCUUUGUAUGGGCUGGAUGGGAGGGCAUAGCACAUGAUUCACGAGUUUUGAAAGAAUUUGCAUUUAAUCCGACUUCUGGAUUUCCAUUUCCUCCACCAGGCGUCACACUCACCUUUACAGAUAAAUAUUACCUUUGUGACGCUGCAUAUACCAACACUCAUGGAUUUAUGACUCCAUAUCGCAAUACAAGGUAUUGGUUAGCCGAUUUUCGACGACGAAGGGCGUUAACUAAGGAAGAAAGAUUCAAUCAUGCUCAUGCACAACUCAGAAAUGUUAUAGAGCAUGCUUAUGGUGUAUUGAAGGCAAGAUUUCCAAUCUUAAAACUAAUGGCUCCUUAUCCUUUUGCAGUUCAACGAGAUAUAGUCAUUGCUUGUGUCGCAAACAAUGUCGUUCCUCCUAACGCGGAAGGUGGAGGAAAUGACAACAUAGAAUGGGGUUCGGAAGGCGUUGAAUAUAUGAGUACUUUGCGUAACCAAAUUGCAAAUCAAAUGCUUUCAAAUGGUUUAAGUUAA